This is a messenger RNA of Ahaetulla prasina, 3055 nucleotides long. RefSeq names its product histone-lysine N-methyltransferase PRDM9-like. Bases 1 to 2730 code for a protein of 909 amino acids. Gene Ontology annotation, molecular function: protein binding; RNA polymerase II cis-regulatory region sequence-specific DNA binding; DNA-binding transcription factor activity, RNA polymerase II-specific. Lineage: Eukaryota; Metazoa; Chordata; Lepidosauria; Squamata; Colubridae. The record is from RefSeq and is a predicted model, not a curated record. Gene Ontology annotation, biological process: regulation of transcription by RNA polymerase II. The transcript has 7 exons.
AUGGAAGCUGAGGGGCUGAGGCAAAUGGAGGCUGAAUCCCAGGGACAGAGCAAAGAUACUUCAAGUGGGGCAAGGGACCAAGGGCUGAGGGGAGAAAUAUCAGAUAAAAAUGAUCUUGCAGGAGAAAAAGCCGUUGAAAGCGAAGGAUCUGUUCCUAUAGAGAACUUGGAGACCGAUCCAAAGAUUUGGGCAGGAGAAUCCUUAAUAGAAGAAACUAGCGGGUCUUGUGAUGUUUCAAUAAAUAUUGAGGCCGGUGGGAUAAAGAAAGGUACCAAGAAAAAGAGUUCUGGAGACAGGAGCAAAAAGCAGAUUAAUAAGAAAAGUGGACAAAAGUCCAAGGUUGAAGAUAGGUUUAAAGAGCUCUCUGUCUAUUUUUCUAAAGAGCAGUGGGCUGAAAUGGGAGAAUGGGAGAAAUUACGUUAUAAGAACAUGAAACAUAAUUACGACUUUAUGAUUCAAUUAGAUUUCCAAACAAAAUCUGUGCCUGAAAAGAAAAAGGAAAGGAAAAAAGAACAGAACAAGGAAAUUAGCACUUACAGAUUACGGAAGAGAGAAAGAAAAGCAUACAUGGAAAUAAAUGAACCAAAUGAUGAUGACUACUUGUUUUGUGAAUAUUGCCAGACUUUCUUUGUUGAUGAGUGUUCUGUUCAUGGUCCUCCACUUUUCAUCAGAGACACAGCAGCUGAACUAGGACUGCCAAAUAGAGCCACCCGCACUUUACCUUCAGGUUUUAGAAUUGGUCUUUCAAGUAUCCCCAGAGCUGGUUUUGGAGUCUGGAAUGAAAAGGAAACAUUGACGCCAGGAAUUCAUUUUGGACCAUAUGAAGGGACAAGGACAGAGGAAGAAGCAUCAGCAAACAGUGGCUAUUCCUGGCUGAUUACCAGAGAGCAGAAUUGUUACAUUUACGUUGAUGGAAAGAAUGAAACUAAUUCCAACUGGAUGAGGUAUGUUAACUGUGCCAGGAAUGAGGAAGAACAAAAUCUUGUUGCUUUCCAGUAUCAUGGAGAAAUAUACUACAGAACAUGUAAAGAAAUUCAACCUCAUUCUGAGCUCUUGGUUUGGUAUGGAGAAGAAUAUGGAAAGGAACUUGGCAUCAAAUGGCGAUCUAAACGGAAAUCGCUAAAUGCUUCCUCAUAUAAACAGUCCUUUUUUGCCAAUAAUUUUGUUUUUUCUUUGCAAAUAGUUCACAAGCAGAAUUCAUUCUUGGCGAAGAAGAAACAAAUAGUUUGCCAUCAGUGUCCCAGUUGUGAGACAGCAUUUACUUGCAAAGAUUAUCUUACCCGCCAUAUGAAAUGGAAGCACUCUGGAUGUAUAAUACUUGCUGAGGAACCCAAAAAAAUACUAACAGAAAAAUCAUUACCCAAAAUAAGAAGUUAUGCUUCCUAUCAAGUUAUGGUGCAAUAUAGAAUACUAAACAACAUGAACAAAGGUAAAGAUGAUGAAAUGCUUUUUUUGAAAGACAGGAAUGAAGAAGCAGAGAAUAAAAAUCAUAAAAACAAUGGAGAAAAACAUUUUCAGCUGGUUACUCACAAUCAGAUACAUAGAGAAAAGCCAUAUUUAUAUAAAGAACGUAUUAAAAAGGUUGAUGGAUCAUUACUAUGUCUGAUCAGACAGAAAGGGAGGCAUAUAUGGAAGAAGUUUUAUUCAUGCAGAAAAUAUAGGCUAGGUUUAAGCCAAUCACCAGGACUGUCCACUUGGAAGCAAAUGCAUGUAAGAGAGGAGCCAUACUCAUGUAGAGAGAGUGGGAAAAGCUUUAGCCGAUCAGCAACCCUGACCACUCACAUGCGGACGCACACAGGAGAGAGGCCGUAUUCAUGUAGGGAGUGUGGGAAAAGCUUUAGCCGAUCAGCAACCUUGACCACUCACAUGCGGACGCACACAGGAGAGAGGCCGUAUUCAUGUAGGGAGUGUGGGAAAAGCUUUAGCCAGUCAGCAGACUUGACCAAACACAUGCGGACGCACACAGGAGAGAGGCCGUAUUCAUGUAGGGAGUGUGGGAAAAGCUUUAGCCGCUCAGAACACUUGACCAAACACAUGCGGACGCACACAGGAGAGAGGCCGUAUUCAUGUAAGGAGUGUGGGAAAAGCUUUAGCCGCUCAGAACACUUGGCCACUCACAUGCGGACGCACACAGGAGAGAGGCCGUAUUCAUGUAGGGAGUGUGGGAAAAGCUUUAGCCGAUCAGAAACCCUGACCACUCACAUGCGGACGCACACAGGAGAGAGGCCGUAUUCAUGUAGGGAGUGUGGGAAAAGCUUUAGCCGCUCAGAACACUUGACCAAACACAUGCGGACGCACACAGGAGAGAGGCCGUAUUCAUGUAAGGAGUGUGGGAAAAGCUUUAGCCGCUCAGAACACUUGGCCACUCACAUGCGGACGCACACAGGAGAGAGGCCGUAUUCAUGUAGGGAGUGUGGGAAAAGCUUCACUGUCUCAUCACACUUGGCCACUCACAUGCGGAUGCACACAGGAGAGAGGCCAUAUUCAUGUAGGGAGUGUGGGAAAAGCUUCACUGUCUCAUCACACUUGGCCACUCACAUGCGGCCGCACACAGGAGAGAGGCCGUAUUCAAGUAGGGAGUGCGGGAAAGGCUUUAGCCAAUCAGCAGACUUGACCAAACACAUGCGGCCGCACACAGGAGAGAGGCCGUAUUCAAGUAGGGAGUGUGGGAAAAGCUUCAGUAUGUCAUCAGUAAUGCUCCAAGUGGAGCCCAGUAUUCAUCAAGCUUAACAGACCAAUUGUUUAAUAGUAUUGCUAAAUAUAGAAACCUAAAUUAUGAAGUAUUUUUGAUAUGAGUAAUUCAUUUUCAGUAAACAAAAUAUUGAAGCCCUGGAUUUUGAAUAAAAAAAUAAAAUUUAUAAAAAACAUAUUAAGAAAAGGAGAAAUUUAAGAUACGGUUGUAUCUUAAAGGCCAUCACUCUGCUAAACAAAUAAUUCCCUCAACACUGUCAGACUAUUUACUGAAUCUGCAGUAAUUAAUUUAAUUUAAUUAAUUUAAUUAAUCGUUUCAUAGUUCCCAUCACCAAUCUCUUUCCACUUAUGACUGUAUGACUAU